Rotaria sp. Silwood2 is the source of this 2355-nucleotide messenger RNA. The record is from the annotation of a GenBank genome assembly. NCBI's taxonomy places the organism in Eukaryota, Metazoa, Rotifera, Eurotatoria, Philodinida, Philodinidae.
AUGAACAUAUUUAAUGGAAAAGAAAUGACAACUAAAAAUUUAAAAAUGGAAAAAGGAAAUUUUCUUUGGUUCAAACUGUUCGUUGAAGUUCUUAUUCGUAUGAAGGAUAAUGAACGAGCUCAUCAUGAUUUAGUAAAUAUAUUGUACAUAAACUAUCCUCUAUCAGAUUUCGUUACUGACUUUGCUCAAAACUACACACCUGAUAAAGCAGUUGAAUGGCUUACACGUCAUGAUUCAUGCUUAUUAAGAGAACUAAAUAAAGCAUUACGACAACAACAUCUAGAUCACUUAUUUAUAUUUCGUUACUUGAUCAAAGAUAUUUAUGAACAACUUAAAAAAGAGCACAGUGAAGAAAUAAAGAACAGAGAAAAAACUCUCACUUUAUAUCGAUGUCAAGUCAUAUCUGAGUUUGAACAUAAACAACUUCUUGAAGCAAAUAAAGGGGAACAUAUAACCAUUAAUAGUUUUAUGUCAACAUCGGAUGAACACAAGACAGUAAUUAAUUUUCUUAAACCACAAUGUCAAGUUGGUCUCAAACGUAUUUUAUUCGAGAUUGAAGUAGAUUACAGAAUAAGAUCGAGUCCAUUUGCUCGAAUACAUGGGAAAGAACAAGAUUUCACUUUGUUUAUGCUUGGAUGUGUAUUUUGUAUUGAUUCCAUUGUACCAGAUAAUACAUUGAAUUGUUACAUACUUAAACUUAAGUUGUGUGGCGAUGAUGAUUCUGAUUUCAAAAGUAUACUUGACUAUUAUAUGACAAAAAAUUUUAUCCAACCUGAAACAGAUAUGAUUACAUUAGGUAGUUUAUUAUAUAAAAUGGGUGAAUUAGACAAAGCUCGAAAAUAUUUCGAAUUACUUCUAUCUGAGUUAAACAAAGAUCACCCUGAUAGUGCAUAUUGUCUAGAUGGUUUAGGAAAUAUUGAAAAUGCUCAAGGUAGACUGAAAGAAGCAUUAAAAUAUCAUCAACAAGCACUCAAACUACGUACAAAUUCAGAUUUGUCUCCUCAAAAUCAUUCACUUAUUGCUCUUAGUCAUAUUUAUAUUGCUAAUGAUUAUAAAGAUAUGGAAGAUUACGACAAUGCAUUGGAAAAUGUGGCAAUUGCACGAAGUCUUCUUCAACAACAGAACUCACGAGAAGAUCAAGCAAAAGUAGCUGCGUGUCAUGCUAUCAUCGGAGAUAUACGUUACGAGCAAGAAAAUUGCGAAGAAGCGCUUAGAGAAUAUCAAAUAGCAUUAGAAAUAAAUAAACAACAAGAUAUGCCAGAUGAUCACCCCGAUUUGGCGUCGAUUUAUCAGAAUAUGGGUUUGUGUCGUCUUAACUCUGGUGCUUCAAAUAAUAAUCCAUCUUUAGCACUUAAUUAUUUUAUGGAAGCACUAAAAAUACGACUGAAAGCACUGCCUGAUAAUCAUCUUAGUAUGGGUAUUACACAUCGAUCGAUAGGUUUGGCAUACGAGCAAUUAAAGGAAUAUCAAAAUGCUUUGGAAUUCUAUCAAAAAGCCAAUAUAGUUUACAAAGCAUUAAAUAAAAAUUCUAAUGAAUUACGAAAUCUAGAAGAUGAUAUAAAAAGGAUACAAGAAAACUUGUUAAAUAUAUCAUCUAAAUCAAGAGAUCAUUAUAGGACACAAAGAUUUAAUAAGAUAGCUACUGCUGACACAACAACUACAACCUCAAAAACCAAAGAGAUGCCAGUACAACAUGAUUUUAGAGAAGCUUUAAUGCAGACUAGCAAUGUACGCAUUAUUUUAUUUGGGCGUUCGAGUACAGUGAAAGAUUUAUUUGGAAAUACGUUACUCGCUCAAGAAAAUUAUUUUUUGACUCAACAAGAUUCAUCUUCCUUAACUCAUCAAGACGAAAAUUAUUGUCUCGUGGGAUUUCGAGAAUUUUAUGGAAGAAUGUUAAUGGUUGUUGACACGCCUAGUUUUGUUAUUACAAAUGAUUCUAGUUCUAUGAUAUGUAACGAAAUUAAACGUUCAAUUGAACUAACAUCGCCGGGACCACACGCAUUUUUGCUUGUACUUGAAUUUAUCUCUAGUACAUCAUAUUCAGAAGAAGAAGAUAAACAAUUCUGUGAAUUAAUUAUUAACACAUUUGGACAUAAAGCCCUUCAGUACACUAUAUUUGUAUUUACAAACUUAGAAAAACUUCAAGUAGAUGGAAUAGAAAUUGAUCGAUAUAUGAAAAAUCAUCAAAGUCCAUCAAUUACGAAAUUGAUGAAAAAAUGCAAAAAUAGAUACAUUGCAAUCAAUAAUGAAGCUCCAUUAAAUGCUAAAACUGCUAAUAUUGCUGAAUUGAUACUUAUUAUUGAUCGAAUGCUAAAAGAAAAUGGAGGAAGAGAAUAUCGUCGUUCAACAAUAUAA